Fundulus heteroclitus (mummichog) is the source of this 1066-nucleotide messenger RNA. Its product is annotated as transcription factor HES-2. The record is from RefSeq and is a predicted model, not a curated record. Bases 44 to 667 code for a protein of 207 amino acids. The transcript has 3 exons. Gene Ontology annotation, cellular component: nucleus. Gene Ontology annotation, biological process: regulation of transcription by RNA polymerase II; anterior/posterior pattern specification; regulation of neurogenesis. Lineage: Eukaryota; Metazoa; Chordata; Actinopteri; Cyprinodontiformes; Fundulidae. Gene Ontology annotation, molecular function: protein dimerization activity; DNA-binding transcription factor activity, RNA polymerase II-specific; RNA polymerase II cis-regulatory region sequence-specific DNA binding.
CUCGAGCUCAGCUCCUCCGAAAGAAAGUACCAAACAAGCACACAUGCAAACAGCGAACGAAAUGAGUCCGAGCAUCACUGCUGAGGGCGCCCAGCCUCAUCCUGCUCGUUCCACCGUGGCCCAGAGAAAACAAGCCCACGAACUCAGAAAGACUUUGAAGCCCUUGCUGGAGAAGCGAAGACGCGCUCGCAUCAAUGACAGCCUGAAUCACCUGAAGAGCCUGAUUUUGCCUCUUGUCGGCAAAGACAACGCACGUUACUCCAAGCUCGAGAAAGCUGACAUUCUGGAGAUGACCGUGCGCUUCAUCAGAGAUCUUCCUUCCUCCCCAGUCAAAGAGGCUGCAGACAGUUACAGAGAAGGUUACAAAGCUUGCCUCCAGCGGGUCUCUGCCCUGCUGCCCAAAACCAGCCUGGACCAGGAAGCGUGCCGGCGGGUGCACGACUUCAUCCAGCAGACCAUGUCCUCCGCAGUCACGCCGACCUGCCUGAACUGCUGCGCCCAGAGCACCAGGGCUCUCCCUCAGAUCCAGCAGAGGCUCUUGAGCCUCAAGUCCAGCUUCGGGUCCGGCCUGGAGAGCCAGUCCCGCGGCGGCCUGGGCGCCGGGGCUCCCACCCGAGCGCAGGCCCUCCAGCAGCCGCUCAGCGCUGCCAUGUGGAGGCCUUGGUAGAUCUGACGGACGUAGAUUUAUCUCGUCUUUGUCGUUCGUUAGAAUGUAAAUUAUUUGUGUUUUAUCGUUGCUUUAGAAACGAAAAAAAAAGUGAUGAAACUGCCAUGUAGGACGUUGAUUUUGCUUUUGAGUCUGCCUGAAAGCAGACGCACAGAUCGCAUGAUGGACGUUUAAGAAUGCAAUCCUCUUUGGGGUUUCAAAGAGACGGGUUGUAGACAACACUUUUGUAAAACCCCAAGGGUUAUUUUAAUGGAGGGUUGCACUGUGGGCUUGAAGCUAUUUUGGUCUGUGCGACGGAAAAGUCUGUAAACACUAUGUGUUCAAUAUAAGUAUUUAUAGUUUAUUUGUGACAUGUAAAAAAAAAACCUGUUUCCUGACAUUUGUGAUGUGUAUUUUAUU